CUUGCGUUACUGAGUGAGGAGAAUUGCAGAGCGAUUUCACAUGAAUAUCUGUGCAGCGGGCAGUUGUUAUUUUAGUAUUUUACCGUCUCUGAGUUUCCGAUAAAAUAUGGCUGUUGUAAUACGACGUUGCAACGGAUCCUGUAGGAUGGGUUGUGCAGACCUAUUGUUAUAACUUGCUCUGUGUGGACAUCACCGCCACCGUGGAAGAAAACGGCAGCUCAUGGCACCAGGCCUACACAAAGUCGGGCUCCAGCCCACUUCCAGCACCACCCGAACACUUGUGCAAGGCCUGCAGAGGCCAGUUUGACACUGUAAAUCAGCAUGUCUGUGUGGACUGCAAAAACAACUUCUGCAGUCGAUGCUCGGUGCAGGUGGAUCUUAGGCCACUUAUGUGCCACACCUGUCAGCGGCUCCACUGCACUUUUUUCGAGCGGGCUGAAUUGAUGCGGUUGAAGGUGAAGGACCUCCGGGAUUACCUCCACCUGCACGAGAUCCCUACGCAGAUGUGCCGGGAAAAGGAGGAGCUAGUGGAGCUGGUGCUGGCUCAACAGCCUGCCCACAACAGCAGCGGUGCUGAGUCUCGCUCUCAGCUGGUUGCGGCUCCCCUGCCUCCCCAUGUAGAAUCUGAGCCUCUUACAGAGGAGGAAGAAGAGGAGGAGGAGGAAGAAGAAGAAGAAGAGGGGGAGGAAGAAGAAGAGGGGGAGGAAGAAGAAGAGGGGGAGGAAGAAGAAGAGGUGGAGGAAGAAGAAGAAGUGGGGGAGGAAGAAGAAGAAGAGGGGGAGGAAGAAGAAGAGGGGGAGGAAGAAGAUGAUGAGGAAGAGUCCACAGAUAGUGAGGAGACUCUGGUGCACAGCAGAAGAGCUUCCCUUUCUGACCUGACAAGUGUAGAGGACAUCGAAGGACUCAGCGUGCGACAGCUGAAGGAGAUUCUGGCACGCAACUUUGUGAACUACCAGGGCUGCUGUGAGAAAUGGGAGCUGAUGGAGAAGGUCACUCACCUCUUUAAUGAUCAGAAAGACCUUCACAACUUGGUUUCAAAUACGAACAAAGAAGCAGCUGACCCAGCUGAGCCCAGUGGCCAGGAGGAGAAUCUGUGUAAGAUCUGCAUGGACUCCCCCAUUGACUGCGUGCUGCUGGAGUGUGGACACAUGGUCACAUGCAGCAAGUGUGGGAAACGCAUGAACGAGUGUCCCAUCUGCCGACAGUAUGUGGUUCGAGCAGUGCAUGUCUUCAGAUCGUGAAAUCUGGUUACAAACAGACUGCCCCCCGCAGGUUGUUGCUAUAACUUUUUGAUUUUCAUAUUUCUUCUCUGUCAGUGUUAACUCAAAUUCACUCACAAGUUUACAUAAUUUAAUGUUCACUGAAUUGUCAUCAUCACUAUUUUAGUGGACCAUAAGUUGUUGUGAUUUAAUUCAUAUGUUGACCUUUGCCCAAAAGUGGGUGAUAAGUUGCACUUUGAAAUUAGUAGCAUCUUCAUUUUUCAGCAUUAGUUUCGGGUCCACAUUUGCUUAGGCUACAGUAAAUCAUAAGCAAGGAAAGUUUAAGUAAUGCAUGUUUUACUAUAGGUUAAAACACAGCUUUCUGGUUAUUGAAUGAUUGACCAUUCAUUUCUACUAAAUUUUACUAUUUAUUUAUAUAAUUAAGAUUAUUUAUAGGAAAAGGGCACUAGGGAUUUAAAACCGUUCAGAUGGUUCACGUUAAACAGUGUCAUGUUGUUGAUAUGUCUUUACCAUAGUUCACUCUUAACUGCUUUUUAAUCACUGCUUAUUUAGGGGCCAUUGCACUCUUGUCUAAAUGUUUGUUACGUACUGUACUAGUAUUUAAACUCAUACUUUUUUCCAGUGAGUAGGUGCUAUUUUCCAGACAGUGCACUACUUUUUUUUGCAAGUUACUCAUGAGACUUUGGCAGAACCAGUUGCUUCCAAUUACACAGAGACAUAUUCUGGCUUGACAUCUGCUUUAGUAUUAUUUUUAUUAUUACACAGGUGCUUUGUUCUCCACCAUUUCUAGUAUUCUUACUUAUUAAUACUAACAAGUUAGUGUUAGUUUUAAGGUGCUCAUUACUGCCUACAGUUAUUGUUGUACAAUAAAGUGUGUUAAAGUUUUCACUGAGUAAAAGAUGUCAAUCAUAACCAUGCUUUCUUUAAAUCCAAAUUGUAGUUAUUUCUUAAAUUAGCAUCAUAUUUGAGUUAUUAUGAUUCCUUCCCAUAUAUGAAUGUAUGAUAUAAAUUGUGGUUUUACAGGAAUGUUUUCAUUUUAUUCUUCAUUUGGAGUGAAAACUAAUGCAUAUUCCUGAUUCCUUGCUUUCCUAUGCUGAAUGUAGAGGACAUCAAGCACUUGAUAAACUGCCAAGUCAUUCUCCAAAACACAAAGAUGAGUCUUUAUAAUGGACGUGUCUUAAAAGUUACAAGGCUAUGCUUGUAAUUUGACCAAAACAUUUUUCUUGAUUUUAUCUUUCAACACUGUCGUCUUUUACCAGGAUAUGCAAGCUGUACAUAUAUAUAUUUUGUUAGCUUUGUGUUUGCUAGUACAUUUAUGUAUUUGCAUAUAUACACCUAUAUCAAUUACAAUAGUGUUUGAUCAACUAAAUAAUGCUAAAUGAUAACACUGUUUAAUAGUCAUUGCAGAAAUUCAGUUACUCAAAACCCAGCAUGGCCUUACAUUUUCAUAACCGUUCCAUACCCAAAUGUGUUCACAUUGUAUUUACAGUUAAGGAUGCACAAACAAGUAAUAAAAACUUUAUGAGGAACGAGGGUAAGUUGCUGCUCCCAAAACAUAGCUUGUUUAUGUCAAAUGCCGAUAACAAAAAAGCUGCUGUGCUUGGAGCUUCCAUUUUGUGCAUUUAUGGCUCUAGUAAGACAAUAUAAACAAGCAAAUAAAUUACACAUAUGCUUCUAUAAUCCAUGUAAUUUGUUGUAUAACUGUAAUAAAUAAAGGUGCCCAAAUGUGUUUGUAAGUGCCAAGUAGAAUUUUCAUACCCUUGACUUAGCAGUAGGUUGUGCGGUAUGACAAUUUAAUUAUCAAUAUGAAUUGUGUGAAAUGACUUUCUUAACAUCAAUUUAACCUAAAAAGUGGUACAAU
Messenger RNA from Paramisgurnus dabryanus, 3081 nucleotides. RefSeq names its product E3 ubiquitin-protein ligase rififylin. Gene Ontology annotation, molecular function: ubiquitin protein ligase activity. Gene Ontology annotation, biological process: negative regulation of extrinsic apoptotic signaling pathway via death domain receptors; protein K48-linked ubiquitination; proteasome-mediated ubiquitin-dependent protein catabolic process. The record is from RefSeq and is a predicted model, not a curated record. Lineage: Eukaryota; Metazoa; Chordata; Actinopteri; Cypriniformes; Cobitidae. Gene Ontology annotation, cellular component: plasma membrane; cytoplasm.